AUGGAAGAGCCAAGCGCCAUGGCGGAGGUGCCGGCAGCCCUGAAGCGCCUGGCCAAAUACACAGUGCGUGGGUUCUACGGUCCAGAGUACUCCCUGGCUCUGGACAUCCUGAUCCGCUACCCCUGUGUCAAGGAGGAGGAUUUGUUACAGCUGCUCAAGUACGACCGCAGGCAGCUCCGCGCUGUCCUCAACACGCUCAGGGCCGACAAGCUGGUGAAGCUGCGGGUGCGUGUGGAGACUGGGCCUGAGGGGAAGAGCACGCGGCACAACUACUACUACAUCAACUACAAGGUGCUGGUGGAUGUGGUGAAGUACAAACUGGAUCAUGUGCGCCGGAAGAUUGAAGCGGAUGAGAGGGACUUGACUACCAGGUCCUCUUUUAAAUGCCCAUCUUGCUCCAGCACUUACACAGACCUGGAGGUCAAUCAGCUCUUUGAUGUGUUUACGGAGACUUUUCGCUGCACUUACUGCAACACUGAGGUAGAGGAAGAUGCCUCAGCACUUCCCAAGCAUGAUGCUCGAACCUUGCUGGCAAAAUUCAAUGAGCAGAUUGAACCCAUCUUUGUGCUGCUGCGGGAGACUGAAGAUAUAGUUCUGCCAUACAACUUGCUGGAGCCUCAGCCAACAGCAAUACCAGAAUUAUCUGAAAGCUUUCAUCAGAAGGUGGGUUCAAGUGUGGUGGAACCCUGCAGCCAACCUGAAAAAUGGGCCAACAGAAGUUCCUCUUUUGGCAAUAUAUAUACCCAAAAUUUAGUUAUUGAUGUCCAAGACUCUGAGUCCAAGAAGAAAACAAGAGAAAAAGCAACUAAAGAGAGACCUAUCUGGAUGUCACAGAGCACUGUGGAAGGAGCAACAACAGCCACGAACAGUAGUGUUGAAUUAAAUGCUGCUGAAGAAAGUCUUGAAGAAACUGUCACUGAUAAUGAAAUCAUUAAGACUCUUCUGAUCCAUGAAUCCAAGUCAUUAUCUAGCACAGACCAGGCUCCUGCUGUCAAAAGGAAACUCCCUGAGUUAGGCUGUGAUGAGAGUGAAUCAGAAGAGGCUCAGCACUCAAGAGUGGGAAUGAAAGUUCCAGGCAGCAAUUUUGAACAAGAGGAGGAACAGGACACACAAGGUCCUAUUUUAAUGGUAUCUGGUCAGCCUCAUUCAUAUGGUGAAAUCAUUGAAAAUCCAGAACUUGUGUCUCUUAUGACAAAUGAAGAGAAAGUUGUUUAUGUAAAAGUCUGGCAAGAGAUGUUCCAGUCUGUCUUUGAAUAA
Molecule: messenger RNA, 1257 nt
Organism: Calypte anna (Anna's hummingbird)
Lineage: Eukaryota; Metazoa; Chordata; Aves; Apodiformes; Trochilidae
Product: general transcription factor IIE subunit 1
Exons: 4
Coding region: 1-1257 (418 amino acids)
Biological process (GO): transcription initiation at RNA polymerase II promoter; transcription open complex formation at RNA polymerase II promoter
Cellular component (GO): transcription factor TFIIE complex
Source: RefSeq, a predicted model, not a curated record